AUGCCUCAUAAAGCCGAACUCGAGGUAACGCCAUCAAAUGGCACCUCUACAACCGAAAUCAAAAUGCCAACUAAUUCACUUAAGACCAAUAAUGACGACAUCCGAAAAACAUCUCGACUCAUCCUGGAUAUCAUUUUCGAAUACGCCCUGAACAAAUUCGAUGACUCCAAGGAUAGACUGGAGGCUGGUGCCAACACGUUCCUCGACGUAAUAGACCGUUUCGUGGCUGAGGGAAAGCGAGUGGACUCAUGUUUGCCUGCAUUCCCCUUCAAGUCUGCAAACAAAGUGUACAAAGUUUUGGGGACUUUGCCUGACAUGGCUGAACAAUUGGCCCUUGAGCGGCUAAAUACCAUGUGCGCACGUAUACGGGACGUAUAUCCACCGGGUGCCCAAGUCACCAUUAUUUCAGAUGGUAUCACAUACAAUGACCUUCUCUCAAUAUCCGACCAAGACACAUGGGCGUAUGGGGAGGCGCUACGCAAGAUGGCUAUUGACAAGAAGUUCGGUUAUAUCAACUUUUCCAGAAUGAAGGAUCUGCUUGAAUUUCCCCUUCCUGACAAGCUCACUGAAAUUACAUACGUUGCGAACUGCACGACCUUUCGGCGCCUGCUGAUAAAUCGAUAUGGUCGGGAUGACCUUGAUAUCGACCAAGAGAUCACAGCAAAUCCCGACACAAAGCUCACAUAUCUCGGGUACAAGAGGUUCUUAGAGUCGGAUUUGAAACACAUCUUCCCUCGUGGUGUCGGUCGAAGUGCACAUAGCUACAAGAGGGACUGCAAAUACCUAGCCAAACAGAUGCUCUUGCGAGGAUAUGCUUUUGCUGGUGCAGUCAAGAACGCAUUCCCCAAUUAUCUACGACUCUCUAUUCAUGAGUCCGUUGGUUUGAACAAAGUGUCUGUAUGCUUGUUGAAUACUAAAACCGGGUUCACAACUCCAUGGCAUUGCGCUGUUGCCCAAUUAGCCGAUGGUGAAUGGGUCAGCGCUCCAAUGGGCGAAUUUGCCAAAGACAACAGACUAGAGGUUGUAUACGUUGAUGGGCGUCCCAGCCAUUUUAAGGAGAAACCUCGUGAGAAUGGUGCUUUGGCCAUUAGCGAGUCCACUGCAACCUAUCUCCAAGCAGCUCGGGCCGUAAAUGCAACUGGAUACCUCAGUGGAACGUCAACUCCGGGUACUGCGUCACCUAAAUCUUUCUCAACAUCCCCCCCUCGCACAAUGGUCCGAAGCAAUGGUGGCACUACCCCUGAAACUGAGUCUCCUCCCACCCUUCCAAAGAGCGGCCUUGGCCUUGUGCUAGACAAUAAGCCGGACAAGUCCAAUGUGCCGAAAAGGUCUAAUGUGCUGCCAUCCGUCCCAUAUGGCAAGCGACUAAUUCCACAGAUUAUGGACGAACUGUCAGUUUCCCAACCUGAUAGAGUUGUGUUCUCCCUGGCAACUCUUUCUGGCAGUGAUCUCGUUUUCAGAGACAUUACCGCCCGUGCAUUCAACAAGGCUGUCGACAAAACUGCUUGGUGGCUUCGGGAUCAGGUCGGAACACCUGAUUCUGUCCAGCCCGUUGGGUAUAUCGGUCCACAUGAUCUACGACAUGUUCUUUUGACUUAUGCCUGUGUCAAAGCUGGCUACGCUGCCCUCUUCCUUUCCCCAAAAAAUAGCACUGUGGGCGCGAUCUCAGUCCUCGAGACAACAAAAUGCAAUAUCUGGGUAGGCGCGGGUGAAGUGGCCCCUGAGCCACUUGUUGAAGAUAUUCUACGAGAGCGCCCCAUGAAGCUAUUGCAGCUACCGUUGCUUGAAGAACUACUUGAUGCCGAGUCUGUGGAAAGUUUUCCUUUCUCUAAGACGUUUGAACAAGCAAUAAAUGAACCAUUUUGUUACCUCCAUACUUCGGGCAGUACAGGGGUGCCUAAACCGAUUCCAUGGUCCCACGGUCUCAUUGGCACCAUGGAUGCAGUCCGACUUUUAUCCCCGGCUGAAGGGUUUGAUGGGCUGCUUCCGUGGACCUCCGACUGGUUGGAUGGUGAUACCAUCUACUCGUCUUUCCCGAUGUGUCACGGGGCUGGUAUUAUUAUGAACAUUUUGAUGCCUGCAUUCUUCAACCUGCACUGCGUUAUAGGUCUAGCUGGAGCAUUGCCAAACAUCCGACUUGUCGAGACUCUUGCGGAUAAUGUCAAGAUCGAUAUUUGGAGUAUGGUUCCUUCCCUUGUUAAUGAACUUGGGGAAACGCCAGAGGUGCUUGCAAAGCUUAAGCCAUCGAAGUUCAUCUGCGCAUCUGGUGGUCCUGUGAGCCCGAUCAGCGCGGGCAAGGUCAAUGAUGUAGUGAGGGUGUUGAAUUUGACGGGCACUACCGAAGGUCUGUUUAUUGGCAACCUGAUUACUCCAAGGGAGGAUUGGUUUUGGUUCUGUUUCCAUCCAUACUCCGGGUUUGAGUUUAAGGAGAUUGGAGAGGAUACUUAUGAACAUUGGAUACACCGCAACGAACAUUGGCCCCUUUUCCAAGGUAUCUACCAUACCUUCCCCGAGAAGGAGUCAAUCAACUUCAAGGAUCUAUACAUGAAGCAUCCUUCCAAGCCUAACCUAUGGGCUUUCAAAGGCAGAAGUGAUGAUCUGGUAGUACUGUCCAACGGAUACAAGAUAACUCCACUUGAAACCGAAGAUCUUGUUUCAGUCCAUCCCGCAAUCAAAGGAUGCAUUCUUUUCGGGACUGGGAAGCCACAGGCAGGACUUCUCAUUGACCUCCACGACCCGUCUCAAAAGUCUGAAGAGCUUCUUGAUAGUAUCUGGGAGACAGUGAAGAAGGCAAACUCGAUGUCACGCCACAAAGACCAGCUACUCAAAGAUUUUGUCACCUUCACAAAGCCUGACAAGCCCUUCAUCUACACAGAUAAGGGGACAGUGAAGCGGGCAGCAACAUUGGCACUCUACGACAACUACAUUGACCGCUUUUACAGCUCCUUAAGUGAUGACCCUGAUGAAAUGGACGCUGUAUUCCCCAUUAACGUGGAAUCAACUGAUGAGAUCGAGAAGGGAGUUCGUGAGAUCCUAACGUCUUCAGUACCAGAAAUACAGCAGGCUCCUGCAGAUGCGGACCUUUUCGAGCUUGGCUUGGACUCUCUUGGUGUUUUUGCUGCUAUCAAAAAGAUUCGAAUGGCAACUAAGUUGGGCGAAAAUAUUGCCCCUAGGCAUGUGUAUGCCAACCCUACAAUUUCCAGCCUGUCAACAACGAUUGCUCAGCUGGCCGAAGAAGCAAAAGCCGCUAGCAAGGCUGGCGCUUCCAACCCGCCCAUGGACGAUGAAAUGGCAAAACUAAGAAGAAUGAUCGCUCAGCAUCAAUCUAGGCAAUCCUUCAAGCUGAAUGCAUUGGACUAUGUCAAUCCAAACCAUAACAUGGGACUUGUCUUUUAUUUCUCGCUCCGUGACGGGGUCAGCUACAAGGAAGUUUUCAACAAUUUGCAAGAGGGUCUCAACCGCACAUUCGACUUAAUCCCCGCUCUCAGUGGCAAGAUGAUGCAUUGUUCGGAGCAAGAAAUUGGUUACAAGAAGGGUGACCUUUGUGUGACCAUUCCUCCACUGUCCAUGGCAGCCUCCGCCGGCAACCGCCUUGUAUACAAGGAUCUUUCCGGAGUUCUUCCUGCCUUUGACAAGCUGCGACAGGCCGACUUCGCGCCAUCACUCUUCAAGGAUAGCCUUGUUCUACGAGAUGAUCCGAGGUCUAAAAUACCCGCAGACAUUUUUGCCGGACAAGUCAACUUUGUGGAAGGAGGUUGUAUUGUUGCCGUUGACUUGAACCACUGCUGUUUGGAUGGUCUUGGCGCUAUGGUUACUCUUAAGGUAUGGGCUGAAAACUGCCGAUUCCUUCAAGGCGACAAAACUGCAACUUGUAGCUGGUAUGACCCAGAGAGCUUCAACCAUAGUCUCCCAGAGAUACUCCAUGAGCAGGAAGGCUGGACUCGCCCAGUUGAUGAGGUAGACCCUGGAACAUGGGGUUUCCUGCCAUUCUUUCCCCCUGAGGACAGCCCUGCCCACCGUGAAUCUCUGUCGAGCCCCCUGGGCCCGAUCCCUGUUUUCCCCCUGCAUAAUGUCUGGCCUGUUCCUUGCGCUGAAAGAUGCAUGAAAACCACUUCAUUCCUUAUCACCCCGGAGAAACUCGAGAAAAUGAAGCAAGAUGUAAUUGCAGACCCAGAAGCAAAGGGUGUGAUCACAUCCAUUAGCGAUAUAGUGCAGGCCUUUUUCUGGCGUACUGCCAUCAGAGCCCGAUAUCGGGUAGCUAAGGAGAUCCGGAAACAAAAUUUUGGGUCGGACGAGAUGUCCAUUCUCGAAUUACCAACGGAUGGUCGUCCAUACUUCUCCACCCGCCUUCCAUCUACAUACAUGGGAAGUGUUCUCAUUAUGAACCGCUGCAGCAUCCCCGUGGAAAAACUUUGCGCUCCCGACACAAGUAUCGGGUAUGUUGCGUACAUGCUCCGCCAGAGUACCGCACGCAUUACCCCAUCGCUCGUGCAUGAUGCCUUUACCAUCCUGCAAUCACUUCCAGAUCACAGCCGAUUCUCGACUGCUAACAUGGGCCUUGAGCACAUGCACGCUAUGAUCUCCAAUAUGAUGCUCUUCCCCACUAGCGAGAUAUCUUUCGGCAAUAAGUUCUUUGCCAACGGAGGGUCCCCUGAGUCCAUGCGGCCGCAGGUCGACCGUGCUAAUGGCAUUUUCCGGUUCCUCGCCAUCUAUCCUAUGAAGAAGGACGGAGGCGUCGAGCUUGUCCUGGGAACCCAUGCAGAGGAAUUGGAGAUGUUUAAAACGGAUGCUGAGUUUACCAAAUACGCGGAUUUUGUUGAUGUUUGUUGA
Molecule: messenger RNA, 4830 nt
Organism: Nannizzia gypsea CBS 118893
Lineage: Eukaryota; Fungi; Ascomycota; Eurotiomycetes; Onygenales; Arthrodermataceae
Exons: 6
Coding region: 1-4830 (1609 amino acids)
Source: RefSeq, a predicted model, not a curated record